AUGAGCACCUCAACGCCCAACAUGAUCACCAAGAACAUCCUGAUAUCGGGUGGCGCCCGGGGCAUCGGCCGCGCUCUCUCCCGCUACUUGCUCGAGGCCGGCCACAGUGUCUACAUCUUCGACAUCGACGCCGACGAGCUCAAGCACACAACCACUUCCCACCUGGCCUCCUACCACAACACGGGCAAGGUCCAAUCCGCCGUCUGCAACCUCCGCGACGUCAACGACAUCCGCUCUCGCGUCAAGGAAGCAGCAGACUGGUUCGACGGCCACCGCAUCGACGUGCUGAUCAACAACGGCGGUAUCGCCCACCCCUACUGGAAGGACGGCAAGUCGAUGGAAGACCCGGCCACCUUUGAGCAGUGGCAGGCCUACAUCGAGACGAACCUGACGGCGCCGUUUGCCGUGUCCCAGGCCUGCAUCUCCUACAUGAAGACCGAGAACCCGGACGAUGGCGACUCGGGCGCACAGAAACUGCAUGGUGCGGGCCCGUGUAUCAUCCACAUCGGCUCGUUCCGCGCGCACCAGAGCGACCCCAACCAGGAGGGUUACGCGUCCAGCAAGGCGGGCCAGCUGGGCCUGAUGCAUUCGAUGGCCAUUAGCCUCGGACCUCUGGGCAUCCGAGUGAACUUGAUUGCGCCCGGACGCAUCAAGGUCGCCCAUGAGAGUAAGGAGGGCGAUGAGCAGGGAACGAGCUGGCAGGGCCAGGUCAGCGAGAAGGACGUCGACGACCACCCUACCAAUCGAGCUGGUCGACCGAAGGACAUCGCGGAUGCAGCCAUGUAUCUGAUGGAGGCUGGAUUCGUCACCGGACAAGAUAUUACCGUCGAUGGCGGUGCGCUGCGGAAGAAGUAA
This is a messenger RNA of Anthostomella pinea, 855 nucleotides long. The record is from the annotation of a GenBank genome assembly. NCBI's taxonomy places the organism in Eukaryota, Fungi, Ascomycota, Sordariomycetes, Xylariales, Xylariaceae.